AAGUCCACUUGCGCCUGCGCGGUGCCCCACGUGACGGUGAGGCUCCGCCCCCGCCUCCGGCCUCCCGCCUGCUGCGAGAGCGGCCUCAGCUUGCGGCAGCACCAGCUGACUACAGUGGUGAGGGCUGCUGUGGCUGUCAGGAUGGCAGAGGAGCAGGAGUUUGCCCAGCUGUGCAAGCUGCCAACACAGCCCUCCCACUCACACUGCGUCAACAACACCUAUCGAAGCACCCAGCACUCCCAGGCCCUGCUCCGGGGCCUGCUUGCUUUGCGAGACAGUGGGAUCCUCUUUGAUGUUGUCCUGGUGGUAGAGGGGAGACACAUUGAGGCUCAUCGAAUUCUGCUAGCUGCAUCGUGUGAUUACUUCAGAGGAAUGUUUGCUGGGGGAUUGAAGGAGAUGGAGCAGGAAGAGGUCCUGAUCCACGGUGUGUCUUACAAUGCCAUGUGCCAAAUCCUGCAUUUCAUUUACACUUCUGAACUAGAGCUCAGCCUGAACAAUGUGCAGGAGACCUUGGUUGCUGCCUGCCAACUUCAGAUCCCAGAGAUUAUUCACUUCUGCUGUGACUUCCUCAUGUCAUGGGUCGAUGAGGAGAACAUCCUUGAUGUCUACCGGUUGGCGGAGCUCUUUGAUCUGAACCGUCUGACCCAACAGCUGGAUACCUACAUCCUCAAAAACUUUGUGGCCUUCUCAAGAACUGACAAGUACCGCCAGCUUCCUUUGGAGAAGGUCUACUCCCUGCUCAGCAGCAAUCGCCUGGAGGUUUCCUGUGAGACUGAGGUGUAUGAAGGGGCCCUGCUCUACCAUUACCCCCUGGAGCAGGUGCAGGCUGACCAGAUCUCACUGCUUGAGCCCCCCAAGCUCCUAGAGACUGUGCGUUUCCCCUUGAUGGAAGCUGAGGCCCUUCAGCGACUGCAUGACAAGCUUGGUCCUAGCCCACUGAGGGAGACGGUGGCCAGUGCCCUUAUGUACCACCGGAAUGAGAGCCUGCAGCCCAGCCUUCAGGGCCCACAGACAGAGCUUCGCUCAGACUUCCAGUGUGUUGUGGGCUUUGGGGGCAUUCACUCCACACCAUCUACAAUCCUCAGUGACCAGGCCAAGUACCUGAAUCCCCUCUUGGGAGAGUGGAAACACUUCACUGCCUCUCUGGCUCCCCGAAUGUCCAACCAGGGCAUUGCGGUGCUCAACAACUUCGUGUACUUGAUUGGCGGGGACAAUAAUGUCCAAGGAUUCCGAGCUGAGUCCCGAUGCUGGAGGUAUGACCCGAGGCACAACCGCUGGUUCCAGAUCCAGUCCUUGCAGCAGGAGCACGCAGAUCUGUGUGUGUGUGUCGUGGGCAAGUACAUCUACGCCGUGGCAGGCCGUGACUACCACAAUGACCUGAAUACUGUGGAACGCUAUGAUCCUGCCACCAACUCCUGGGACUAUGUGGCCCCACUCAAGAGGGAGGUAUAUGCCCAUGCAGGCACCACACUGCAGGGGAAGAUGUACAUCACCUGUGGUCGCAGAGGAGAGGACUACCUGAAAGAGACGCACUGCUACGACCCAGGAAGCAACACAUGGCAUACUCUGGCUGACGGGCCUGUGCGACGUGCCUGGCAUGGCAUGGCUGCCCUCCUCGACAAGCUGUUUGUGAUUGGAGGCAGCAACAAUGAUGCUGGCUACAGGAGGGAUGUGCACCAGGUGGCUUGCUACAGCUGCACAUCUCGGCAGUGGUCAACAGUCUGCCCACUCCCAGCUGGGCAUGGUGAGCCUGGUAUUGCUGUACUGGACAACAGGAUAUAUGUGCUGGGGGGCCGCUCUCACAACCGAGGCACCCGCAUGGGCUACGUGCACAUCUACGACAUGGAGAAAGACUGCUGGGAAGAAGGGCCCCAGCUGAACAAUUCCAUCUCAGGCCUUGCAGCCUGUGUGCUCACUCUGCCCCGCUCCCUGCUCUGUGAGCCACCCCGAGGGACCCCCAACCGUAGCCAGGCAGAUGCAGACUUUGCCUCUGAAGUGAUGAGUGUGUCGGACUGGGAGGAGUUUGACAACUCUAGUGAGGACUAGGGCUCUCAUGCCUGGUGUUUGGGAGGGGGUAACCGGGGCGGUGAAGGCCAUAGGGCCUGGGUUACAUACCAGGCUCCAGGGUAGGGCCCUUCCCAAGCCCUCCUGGUUCACCAGCUGCCCUUUUCCGUUCUUGUUUCUUCGACCAGCCUGCUGCCAACAUUUGCAAACUCUAUAGCUGUGAAUUAUAUUACAAAGAAAAGUGCUACAGAAAGGCUGCUAUCAUCUGAGGGGGUGAUCAGGCCCAUCCUCUGUGAACUCGGAAGGGCUGGUAUCUCUAUUUGGCCUCUUCUUCCCCUUAGUCUGGUCCCUGAUGGGUUAAGUAAGGUCCUUCCUGCAAGAGGUCCUGGGGGCUAGCAGCUUUCCUGGCUGUGGCCAAAGCUCAUGGCUCCUUUCUUUCUGUGAACCACAUGGUCUGGUGAGCAGCUCCAGCUGCAGCCAGGACCUUGAGCAGCUGGAGAGCUCUCAAGGGACACAAGAAACCAUAUACCUGGAACUGAUCCUAAGGAUAAGGACCCUGUAGCUGUGUGUGUUUCUGACUCAGUAUUGUCGAAAAAUGAAAUAAAACAUUCUGCAAAAGGU
Messenger RNA from Peromyscus californicus insignis, 2625 nucleotides. RefSeq names its product kelch like family member 22 (gene Klhl22). The transcript is spliced from 7 exons. The coding region runs from base 142 to 2046 and encodes 634 amino acids. The record is from RefSeq and is a predicted model, not a curated record. Gene Ontology annotation, cellular component: polar microtubule; nucleus; cytosol. Gene Ontology annotation, biological process: proteasome-mediated ubiquitin-dependent protein catabolic process; positive regulation of TORC1 signaling; cell division. Gene Ontology annotation, molecular function: protein binding. NCBI's taxonomy places the organism in Eukaryota, Metazoa, Chordata, Mammalia, Rodentia, Cricetidae.